Aspergillus heteromorphus CBS 117.55 is the source of this 1625-nucleotide messenger RNA. Its product is annotated as DXO/RAI1 family decapping nuclease. The coding region runs from base 223 to 1329 and encodes 368 amino acids. Lineage: Eukaryota; Fungi; Ascomycota; Eurotiomycetes; Eurotiales; Aspergillaceae. Gene Ontology annotation, biological process: NAD-cap decapping; nuclear-transcribed mRNA catabolic process. Gene Ontology annotation, cellular component: nucleus; cytosol. The record is from RefSeq and is a predicted model, not a curated record. Gene Ontology annotation, molecular function: mRNA 5'-diphosphatase activity. The transcript has 9 exons.
CUUGAAUCCCAUCAGUCCAUUGGCUUGGUGAGGUCGGAGUCUCGAGAUUCUGUGUGCUGUUUAGGUACUUGCGCCUGUGUUCUUGUUUCUAUUGGAGCGUUUUCCUCGCUGGAUCUCCUUGAUCGCAGGCCCGCGCAUGCCAGGGAGUGACCUCACUAUCAUUACUACUGUGCCUGCGCACUCCCAUACCCACCCCAUCCUCAGCCAUAUAAUCCCCGAACCAUGGACCGCAAGGCCUUCGAUAUCCAGCCCAUAGGCCGCUUCUAUGGCUCCAGUGCUGCCAUCCGCCGUCCAAAGGAAAUCGCAUGUUUCUCAUAUGACGAGGAACAUAAAUUUCAUCUCGGAGAUGCGUCCCUGAAGUACUACUACCCUCCGCCUCUUCCAGCGGACCUAAAUACUGGCUUUGAAUCUUUCCAGAAGCUGGACGAUGCCGCUGAUGAGCAUCUGGAUGCAUUGCUAGAGACAAUCGCGGCGCUGGAAAAGGAUACGGGGACCAAUUGCGAAGCCGACAUUAUCACUUGGAGAGGUAUGAUGACCAAGAUCCUCGCGGCACCAUUCGAUCAUAUGAACGGUUUUGAGAUGAAUGCGACCUGCUUCCAGGGGACCAUAUUCAUCGAAGAGAAUAACAGCUUCAAGAAUGAACAGAAGCAAAUACAAAAGAACCAGAGGAUGCCACCCGGGAUGGCUUCCCAAGACCUAAUGGCCUACUGGGGCUACAAGUUCGAGACCUUGUCUGUGCUGAACCAGUCAUGGGAUUCAACUUCUCGCGAGGAGAUUGAACACCGUGAAGGGCUUGUUGUGAACAACAAUGCCCAAUACUGUUCGGUGGUGCGAACGGCAAUAGGGCGGACGCGGCUAGUCAUUGGUGGCGAAGUAGAAGCAGUUUGGGAUUGCAAGCCUGAUCGAAAGGAAGAUCCGAUUCACUGGGUGGAACUCAAGACCUCGGCCGAGAUUCGGAACGACCGUGAUAUGGUCAAGUACGAGAGGAAACUCCUGAAGUUCUGGGCGCAAUCAUUCCUUCUGGGAGUGCCCAAAAUCAUUGUUGGGUUUCGCGAUCAGCAAGGCAUUGUCCGUCAUCUAGAAGAGCUUGAAACUGCUGCCAUACCGGGCAAGGUCAAGAAGGUUGGCAGAGGCACUUGGGACGGUAAUAUUUGCAUCAACUUUGCGGCUGAAUUUCUUGAAUGGCUCAAAUCUACCAUCCAAGAAGAAGGAACGUGGAGAAUCCGCAAACGUGAGAAAUCGUCGCUUAUUGAAGUCUUCAAAGUGGAGGAGAGUGGGAACGGUGAUAUCAUCUCUCCGGCGUUUUCAGCCUGGAGAUCGAAAACGUGAUCUGGGUUUCUCUCGAUGGGCUCGGUCAGUCCAGGCUAGUUCCACAAAGGACGAUGAGAGAAGACAGAUAGACACCCACCUAGCUGCGCAGUCACGGCUGAUCUGCAGAGACCAUUUACGAAAAGCACUGCUCCUCAACUCAGCAUACAACUGCUGAGCUUCAACGCUCACUCCACUGACCUAGACCUCUGGGUACUAGUGGCAUCAUGCGGUGGAUGACGUGCCCUGCUAUUGCAGCGUCUGGCUAUGUAUAAUUGGGAUCUGUUUGCCGGCCGGGGGCUUCAGAUCUAUUCAGU